Messenger RNA from Centropristis striata (black sea bass), 1343 nucleotides. It is a transcript of the gene snx10a, whose product is annotated as sorting nexin 10a. NCBI's taxonomy places the organism in Eukaryota, Metazoa, Chordata, Actinopteri, Perciformes, Serranidae. The record is from RefSeq and is a predicted model, not a curated record. Gene Ontology annotation, biological process: intracellular protein transport. Gene Ontology annotation, molecular function: phosphatidylinositol binding. The transcript has 7 exons. The coding region runs from base 302 to 955 and encodes 217 amino acids.
AACUCUCAAAUUGAUAUCUUUGUUUCUCGAUGUGGAUUAGUUAAAAAAACAUAUCUGAAUUUAUUGUUUUUACGACAUUUUAUUUUGUAUAGUAUCUAUAAGAUAUGGCUUUAAGGUCCUGACAACACGUGAAUAAGCAUCAAGUCAAAGGUCGCACAGUUUGAAAUAGCAGCUCGUGUUCGCAGUAGUUCAGUACGGCAGUGCUGAGCCUCGAGCAACGCCACUGAGCUGCUGCUGUUUGUUCACAACCACCGGAUUACUGCUUGGGAAGUGAAGACGGGGAAAGGUUGUUAUAUACAGUAUGGAUAAAAUGCUGGAGAAUCUGUCAAAAACUGAGUUUGUCAGCAUCUGUGUUCAGGAUCCAAGGUUUCAUAGAGAUGACCUCUGGCACACACACGUCGACUAUGAAAUCUGUUUACAAACCAACAGUAUGUGCUUUCGAAAGAAGACUUCCUGUGUAAGGCGGCGUUACAGUGAAUUUGUCUGGCUGCGUCAGUGUCUGGAACAGAAUGCUCUCAUGAUGGAGCUUCCCAAGUUGCCGUCUUGGAACCCCUUCUUCAGUCUGAGGAACACACAUCAGGUCUCACAGAGGAUGAAGGGCUUUCAGGAGUUUUUAGAAAGAGUUCUUCAUAACCCGUUGUUGUUAUCGGACAGUCGACUCCAUCUGUUCCUCCAGUCAGACCUCAGCAUCAAAAGGAUGGAGAGGUGUGCUCUUGGCAAGACCAAGUACACAGUGGCUGAAGCCAUACAGCGUUCCAGCAGCGGAUACAUCAGCGGUUUGGAGGACAAGGCCUCCUGUGACUCUGACUGUGAAAGCUCUUCCUCAUCAGGAUUGGGACAUAGUGUGGACACUUCACUCCAAGGAGGAAGCUCCAUCACCUUCUUCGAGUCCCCCAGAGAGCCAGAGCUGUUCAGCUGCAGAAUUCCCCAGCCCACUCAUUGCAGUUGUACUUGAUCAGCUUGUUUGUUAUACCCCAUGGAGCUCUUGCUUUUCUCAGUUAACUUACAAAGAGCAACACGUUUUGUUUUACCUUUUCCUUAACUUUAUUAUCUCCCUUUGACAUUUGUUGUUUUAAUAAUUUGCUUUAGUUUUCUCAAAGCAAUGCUAUGGUCGUUUAAUUUAGCGUAUCCUUGUCAAAAAAUGUUUUAAAAAAUGUAUACUAAACCUGCAUUUAAAUGGUGAAUUCUUAAAUAUUUUCUAUGUAUAUUUUUAUCUGCACUGAAGCUGUACUGAGGUUAGCAAGUGAUGAGUUUGGAAUUGUGGAUAGGAUUUUUAGAAAAAUAUAUGAAUACUUUUAUGAUGUGUUAAAGGAUGAAUAAAUUGUCUUUUUUGAAGAAAAAAA